Monascus purpureus is the source of this 3288-nucleotide messenger RNA. Lineage: Eukaryota; Fungi; Ascomycota; Eurotiomycetes; Eurotiales; Aspergillaceae. The record is from the annotation of a GenBank genome assembly.
UUUCAUUAUUUCCGUUAUUUAUUACUAAUUUUAUUUUUUUAUAUUUUGUUUUUCUGUAUUUUAUUUUAUUUUAUUUUAUUAUUAUGCUGUUCUAUUUUUUGAUAACCUGUCACGACGUUUUUCUACCCUCGUCUGCCCUUCUUCUAGCCCGGCUGUCCUCGUCAUUCCUAUCAUAUAAUAAUAUCUGUCCUGUCUCAUACCAAUCCGUCACUGUAUCCAUCGGACCAUUGCAUCUUCUCGUCUUUCCUUCGCUCCCACGCAUUCCUUUCUGGGACCGGCUUAGACCUCUGUCACUCAUUUAUCUGGCACCCUCCCGAUACAUCGUCGGAGAUACCACAAGGAAGAUCCAUAGCGGGCAUCUCUGCUCAUCAUCCGAUCACGCAGCGGCUUCCUCAAACUUUCUUUUAUAUAUAUCUCUUUACACGUUAUAUAUUUAAAUAUAUAUAACCGUUCUCUUCCUCCAUUUAUCCUCCCUCCCCCUCCCCCUUUGAGGAACCCUCCCCGCUUGGGUACCGUCGGUCAUUCUUCGAGCCUAAGGAAUACACGCAUUCCGCUAUCAACAUCACACACAGCCUUUGUCCUCUUCGACAGAGGACCUUGUACUCUAGUAUACUAAUAAUCCGGAGAACAGAGAGGACUGUAAGUUUACUCAUCAGCCUUCGUGGUUGAUAGAUCCCUCUCAUCAAGUUAUGAUGGAUCCUGCAUACGCCAUGCAGGAGCAACCGCCGUUCGCAUACUACCGUGUCGAUUCGGCCUCGCAGUACAGACAACCCGGCCACUAUAGCCAUCCGUCAGAGAUGCCGGCCUACUAUGGCCACAUCCAGGCAUUUCCGCCGCCGCAGCAUCAGCACUGCAUGCCCGAGUCGCACCCCAUGUACGCUACACAACCGAUGUUCAACAUGCACCCAGUGUCCAACUCCAGCGCAUACCAUGCCAGCAUGAACGGGUUGACCCCCAUGGCAUCUCCCAAGCCCUCGAUCAUCGUGCAAGAUUCGCCGUCUCUCAUGCCGCUAGAUAAGCGCUUUGUCAGCGCUGAUUUCUACGCCUUCUCCUCCCCACCACCGCUCUCGACACCCGGGAGUACCAUCAGCAGUCCCCCAUCGACCAGCGAUGCCAUCCGCACACCGGUCAACGAGGGUUUCUUCUCCUUCGAGAGGGUGGAGGGCGUCAAGGAGGGCUGUGAGAACGAGGUCAAUUCCGAGAUUCUGGCCAAGGCGGACUGGCAGUCCGAGACGCCGCCGAUGACACCAGUGUUUAUCCACCCGGCGGCCACCGCCAAUCACCCGGCAGAACUCCUAUCACUCUCGUGUCCGUCGCUCUCCCCGUCGCCCCCGCCGGCCCCCUCCAAUUUCGCAUCUUCGCAGUUGUCUCUCUCCAUCGAGCCCGCCGGCUCUGACUUCUGCGACCCACGUCAGCUCACUGUCGAGUCUUCUCUCUCGGCUUCUGCUCCGGCCGAUCUCACCCCACUCCCAAGCCUCUCCAGCGACGAAGUGACUCUCCCCGUCAGCGAGACGGCGUCCCCAUCCUUCACCACUUCCACCGGAGAUCCGCUCAGCACGCUUCCUACCUUUGACGGCUUUUCGGAACUCGAUUCAGACGAUGACUUUGCGCGUCUUGGCCGCUUGCAGCCCGCCGAUAACCUUCUCCACACCGAAAAGAGACAUCCCGGAAACCCAUACUGUAUCGACGAAGACGACUUCCUGAGUGAGACUGGUCUCGAAGACCUCGACGACCAGGAAGUCUUCCUCCGCUCCGGCCUUCCAUCCUUCGACGGCUCUGCUUUCACACAGCACGUCCAGGGCAAUGCCGACGACAACAAGGCUGCGAGAGCGAAGAAGCGGUGCAGCACACGCAAGAACUCGAAGCGCACGGCUGGCGAUGAAGAUCCAGAGAACAAGGCUUCCGAGCUGGCGACCAUCGUGGAGCCAGAACAGGUCACAGAGACGCGUCUGCCGACCGAGCCUGCGCCUGCCGCGCUUUCGGGACCCCGCAGGGGUCGCAAGCAGUCUCUGACGGACGACCCCUCCAAGACGUUUGUCUGCUCCCUUUGCUCUCGUCGCUUCCGUCGUCAGGAACACCUCAAGCGUCACUACCGCUCGCUCCACACUCAGGACAAGCCGUUCGAGUGCCAGGAAUGUGGCAAGAAGUUCUCUCGCAGUGACAAUCUCGCUCAGCAUGCCAGAACCCAUGGUACUGGGUCCAUGGUGAUGGGUGUCCUUCCCACAAGUGAUGUCGGGCUCCGUCAAUACCAGACCAGUGAUGCCCUUGGUGCCGCCUUGUACGAAGCCGCCAAGUCCAACGGUGUCCCUUCCAACGCAGGUGCUUCCGAAACGACAUCUGCCGACCGCCGACCGGUCAAGAGGCGCCGACGGGAGGACUCGUCCUAGAGACUGCAUUGCUCGAUAACGAUAUUUGCGAAAUAUGAUACGUUCGCUUCUUGAUGCCAUCGAGCCAGUUCCAUGUGGACGGAUUUGACCUGGUUUUUUGUUUUUGAUCGAGAUCUUAUUUUGCCGCCUUUUUCGUCUGUUUUCUGACCCCCUCUCUUCUGGGUUGGCGUCUGGUCUUUCCAUGUGCGCGGUUUCAAGGUAGAACGGGUGUCACGGCGAACUUAUACAUUCACGUCUGGAUGAGAAUCAAGGAACGGGCAAGUUCCUGAAGUUGCAUUAAACCGGUUGUGUUGAGGCUACGGCUACUUACAGGGGCUUGGGCGCAAGUUGGAGUCAUGAUUCGAUCCAGACUAUAUUAGAUGGGUGUCUUUUUAUUUCAUCUUAUACCACGAGCGGUUUCAUCGGGCGGAAUAAUACCUUGCAUUGUCGGUUAUGGUGGGAUAUGUUUUGUUUCAACUGCAUUUUUUUUGGUUCUUCUUCUCUUCGGGAUAUCCCUGGCCCCAGUUGCCUCUCCGACCUACUGGCGCAACCCGAUUCUUAUCCUGCCUUUCUUGCUUUUUGGUCCGGUUUAAUUCUUUGUUCAUCAUUUCAACCCUUUUAAUAUUUAAUAUUCUCUGCCACCCUGUUUAUUUGUUUUGUUCGAUCUGGGUUUGCCUUUUUUUUUCCCUUCUCCCCCUCCCACUCUGUUCGUGCUGGCCACUUUUGUGUAACUUAAAUCAAUACUCCCUUCCUGUACGUUGUGUUAACAGUAUCAUACCCCCCCCGUGCAUUUUUGGGCCUUGGUUGAAUGUUUGGUUGGCGUGCAUAAUAUCCAUUUCAUGAUGUAUGUAUUGAUUAGCAGAUAGUUGACUGGAUGUAUUGCUAAGAACUGCACUGUUUGAUUAGUAUUGUUGUAGUAUCU